AUGACUACAUUAACACCUGAAGAAAUACGUGAAUAUGGAUUCUCCGAUCCAUCUACGUGGCAUCAUAAGACACAUGAUUCCAAAGGCUUGUGUACCUUGAUAAAGGCGUAUCAAGCAGGCUUACCUAGUGAACGACAUUUCACGUGGAUGCUUGCCAACUGCGAUGCACCAUUAUCCACUGAGGCUAUGGAUAAUGCUGCAAGUCAUGGAAAAUUAUGCAAUGUCAAGCAUCUCCACAAUACUCGCUUUGAAGGGUGUACUUCUGCAGCAAUGGAUCGUGCUGCAACAAAUGGACAUCUCGGCGUUGUCCAAUGGCUUCAUCUUAACCGCAGUGAGGGGUGUACGGUAGCAGCAAUGGAUGGUGCCGCAACGAAUGGUUUUCUUAGUGUUGUAAUGUGGCUGCAUGAAAAUCGUACUGAAGGAUGCACCGUUACUGCCAUGGAUCGUGCUGCAGCUAAUGGCAAACUUCAUAUGGUAAAGUGGUUGCACGAUAAACGUUCCGAAGGCUGCUCAACCGCUGCAAUGGAUGGUGCGGUACGUAAUGGCCAUGUGAAUGUAGCCCGAUGGUUACAUGAAAAUCGGGCUGAGGGCUGCUCGACAGCUGCAAUCGAUACCGCAGCAGGACAAGGAUAUCUCGCUGCCAUUCAUUGGCUGCAUAGUAUUCACAUGAAAUGCACAUCUGCUGCGAUGACGAGUGCGGCAGCAAAAGGUUUCUUGGAUGUGGUAAAGUAUUUGCACACGAACCUCAAUCAAGCUGCCACAAACGCUUCAAUCAUUGCCGCUGCGGAGCACGGUCAUGAAUCUGUUGUCGAGUAUCUCCAUGAGAACCGAUCGGAAAAAUGUGAAGCUGAAGCCGUUUUGCGGGCCAAGAAGAACGGCCACAACAAGAUUGUUAACCUGUUGCUGCAGCAUGAUGGAUGUCAACUUGCAUACAAUAUGGAGCGCUGCAGAAUCAUCGCUGAAAAAGAAGCUGCUAUAGCUCAAACACUCCACGCUGUUUCGGAGCGAGUAGUUUCACUGCUUCUCGUCUUACUGCGAGUGUUGACCGGGGUUCUGUUUUUCUCUCGUCACGAUCAUAGCGAAUCUAGUGAAGCUCUGCGGUGUGCUUUUACUAGCAGUCAGGCUCGUAAGGUAACGGAAGCACGAAUUCGCGCUGAACAAGAUGCCAAGGUCCGCUCCGAGGAAGAGUCAAGAAUUCGUGAAGCGGAAUCGAGAGUUGUGCUGGAAAAGACGACAAGUUUCGAGCUGAAAAGGAUGCGGCCAACAUAA
This is a messenger RNA of Peronospora belbahrii, 1269 nucleotides long. The record is from the annotation of a GenBank genome assembly. NCBI's taxonomy places the organism in Eukaryota, Oomycota, Peronosporomycetes, Peronosporales, Peronosporaceae.